Messenger RNA from Theobroma cacao (cacao), 1655 nucleotides. Its product is annotated as scopoletin glucosyltransferase-like. The record is from RefSeq and is a predicted model, not a curated record. Gene Ontology annotation, molecular function: UDP-glucosyltransferase activity. NCBI's taxonomy places the organism in Eukaryota, Viridiplantae, Streptophyta, Magnoliopsida, Malvales, Malvaceae.
CUGUAUCAUAUCCUUCUAGCGUUCCACAUUUCAGCCAUCAAAUUGGCCUCCUUAAAUUUCCUACAAAGCUAAAUGGACUCAAAACCACAUCGCCUUCAUAUCUUGUUCUUUCCACACUUGGCUUAUGGACAUUUGAUCCCAACGAUGGACAUGGCUAGACUAUUUGCAAGGCAAGGUGUGAAAGCCACCAUUGUCACCACUCAACUUAAUGCUCCUUUGUUCUCUCAAAUAAUUGAAAGAGAAAGGAAGUUGGGUGUUGAGAUCGAUAUUCGAAUAAUAAAGUUCCCUUCCAUGGAUGCUGGCCUGCCCGACGGAUGUGAGAACAUAAGUUCCAUUACUUCACAAGAAAUGGGCCUUAAAUUCAUCAAGGCUCUUAGCUUGCUUCAACAACCCCUUCAACAAAUGCUUCAAGACUGCCACCCCAAUUGCCUGGUGGCAGAUGCAAUGUUUCCAUGGGCCACAGAAGUUGCAGGGAAGCUGAAGAUUCCAAGGCUAGUUUUUCAUGGGACAAGCUAUUUUGCCCUCAGUGUCGUUGAUAGCUUACUGCGCUAUGAGCCUCAGAAAAAUAUAACAUCUGAUUAUCAACCCUUUGAAGUGCCUGGAAUUCCAGACAAGAUAAAGAUGACAAGACUGCAACAACCAGUUGAACUUAGAGAAUCAAGUGUGUAUGAUGAAAUAAAAAAGUUGAUGAAUCAAGCCUUCGAAUCUGAGAUUACAAGCUACGGAGCUGUCAUGAACAGUUUUCAAGAGCUGGAACCAGCUUAUGUAGAACACUACAAGAAGGUUAUGAGAAGAAAGACAUGGCACAUAGGCCCACUUUCUCUCUGCAACAGCAACACAGACGAUAAAGCAGAAAGAGGAAAUGCUGCCUCAGUUGACACAAUUGAGUGCUUAAGAUGGCUAGACUCAAAGAAACACAAAUCAGUUCUCUAUAUAUGUUUUGGAAGUGUGUCCUGGUUUUCAGCUGCUCAGCUUUAUGAGAUUGCUAUGGGUCUGGAAGCUUCUGGACAGGAUUUCAUUUGGGUUGUAAGGAAGGUGAAUAACGAAGGCAAAGAAGAGUGGUUACCGGAAGGAUUUGAAGAACGGAUGGAAGGGAGGGGUUUGAUUAUAAGGGGAUGGGCACCUCAAGUUCUGAUUCUUGAUCAUGAAGCUAUAGGAGGCUUUAUGACUCAUUGUGGAUGGAAUUCGACACUGGAGAGUAUCACUGCUGGAGUGCCAAUGGUCACAUGGCCACUUAGUAAUGAGCAGUUCUGUAAUGAAAGGCUCGUAACAGAGAUACUAAGAAUAGGGGUUGGAGUUGGAGCCCAAGAAUGGUGUAGAUGGAUGGAAGAUAAGAAGUUCUUAGUGAUAAAAGAAAACAUAACAAAGGCAGUGACUCAGCUGAUGGUUGGUGAAGAAGCUAAUGAAAUAAGAAACAGAGCAAGUGCACUGAAAGAGAUGGCAAAGAGGGCUGUUGAAGAAGGUGGGUCGUCUCACUCUGAUUUGAACGCUUUGUUAGAUGAAUUGAGAUUGAAGAGCCCUCGAGUAGAGCAAUGAGAAAUCCAUUAAAGAAAGACUAAAGACAACAAGAAGUUCAUGCCUCAAGCUCAAGAUAUUGUAUGAAAAUAAAUAAUGAUAAAGAAUUCCACAAACCUUGUCCUUGUAUUUCUUUUUAG